AUCGACUCAACCAAUAACAUGGAGCGGUUCAGCACAGGCAGCGGGGCUGACGAGGCCCUGGAGGUCCACGACUUUGAGAUUGGAAUGACGGGGAUCCGGUUUUCAGGAGGAGAGAAGUGUUACGUCAAACCACAGGUUAAAGCUCGGCUACCUGAUGUGGACACGCUCAAUAAAGACUCGAUGACCUUUGACCUGGAGGACGAGGUGAUGCCCGCCAAGUUUGAGGAUGAUCUGAUCUGGGUGGCGGCUAGCGACCCCUUACCUGACUCCACCUUCCUAGGCAACAAGAUCAAGAACCUGUGCGGUGACCUGCCUAUCUUCUGGCUCCGCCCAACCUACUCUAGCAGCGGUCAGAGGAAGAGGAGAGCUGCCCCCCGCCAGAGCCGCCAGGCAGCUGGGGGGGAGGAGGACUACGAGGACGUGGAGGCAGAGUUCAACCCUCAGAACCCCUAUCAGUCCCGAGGACUGGAAGGCGAGCAGGGUACCAUGGACAUUGACCCCAUGCUGGACCACCAGGGCGUGUGCUGCAACGAGUGUCGCCGCAGCUAUACCCACUGCCAAAGGAUCUGCGAGCCGCUGGGGGGGUACCACCCAUGGCCGUAUCACUACAGAGGCUGCAGGGUGGCCUGCAGAGUCAUCAUGCCUUGCAAAUGGUGGGUAGCACGCAUCAUGGGCCUGGUGUGAAUACCUCAUAACUCACCUGAGAGGUGGUGAAGCCCAGUAGGGGUGGGGGGGUGGUCAAGGAGAGAGAGAGAGAAGGGAAUGAAAGAAAAAGUUUAAAAGAGAGGGCUGCUGACUUAUUCACAUCUAAAACAGGAAGCUGAGUCCUCAGCUGCAUCA
Molecule: messenger RNA, 840 nt
Organism: Nothobranchius furzeri (turquoise killifish)
Lineage: Eukaryota; Metazoa; Chordata; Actinopteri; Cyprinodontiformes; Nothobranchiidae
Source: RefSeq, a predicted model, not a curated record